Dromiciops gliroides (monito del monte) is the source of this 579-nucleotide messenger RNA. Its product is annotated as TM2 domain-containing protein 1-like. The record is from RefSeq and is a predicted model, not a curated record. NCBI's taxonomy places the organism in Eukaryota, Metazoa, Chordata, Mammalia, Microbiotheria, Microbiotheriidae.
AUGGGCCAGUUCCAUCAUGGAGGCCUCGGAGGCUGCAUAUCCGUGACAGUGAAGACAGUCAAGUUCGAGGACUUGAGAGUGGGACAAUAUUUUUGUAAAGAUACUGAAAUAAAUGAUGCCACUCAAGAACCUGUUAACUGUACAAAUUACACAGCAUGUUACCCAGCACCCAACAUCACUUGUAAGGAUUUUAGCAGCAAUGAAACCUGUUUUCCUGGAAGUGAAGUUGGUUUUUUUAAGACCAUACCUUGCCGUAAUAUAAACAGUUGUUCCCACCGGGUGGCAGCCGCUCUCUCCUUAUUCCUUGGCUGGUUAGGAGCAGACAGGUUUUACCUGGGAUACCCUGCUUUAGGUCUGUUAAAAUUUUGCACUGUUGGAUUUUGUGGAAUUGGCAGUCUGGUUGACUUCAUUCUCAUUUCAAUGCAGAUUGUUGGUCCUUCUGACAGCACUAGUCACAUUAUAGAUUAUUAUGGAACAAGACUCACAAGAUUGAGCAUCCCCAAUGAAAUGUUUAGAAAAACACACAAGUACCGUAGAUGUUUAGAAAACAGUUUGGUGGUUUUGUGUCUGUCUCCUUGA